AUGCUAACAAUGAUGCUCCUAAGCAGAACAGUUCCGAAGCUGCUUAUUCUUUGUCAGGGCACGAUAUUUCUGCUGGUUGUCGACUGUCUCACGUCACGACCCGGUCACGACGCAUUGUUUCCGGCAAUUUUGGCCAUAUUCGCUAUCUACACACAAUUGACAUUACCAUUUUAUCUGGUACUCGGUGGCACUGUCAUACUUUCUGUAAUUCAAACAUGCACCUUUGUGCUAUUCUCACUGCCAAUCAAGACAAAUGAGCUUCUCGCGACUGUGGUUGUGCACGUGUGGUGCCAUUUCCUUGGUCUCUAUCUUCACUUAUCCGUCGAUCGUCUAACUCGUUCCGCAUUUCUGAGUGGUCGAAAUGCCGUCGAAGCCGAACAUGCCGCUGAACGUCAGAGUAAUCGGCUUAGUCGACUUUUGGCUGCUUUCCUGCCUCAGCAUCUGAUUGCUGCAGCUCGUCUACAAAUUGCUACGAAUAAUCCACAUAUCUUCGCUGAACAUUAUCAACAAGUCACAGUCGCUUAUGGACGUUUGAUAGGUUUCGAGGCAGUUCUGUCUCAAUGCUCAUCACUUGAUGCCGCAAGGGUUCUCAAGGAGAUCGAGCUGCGCAUAGAUCGAUUGUGUGAUUUGAACGGUUGCACCAAGGUAGCAUCGGAAGGAAUAACAGUGAUCUCGUCUAUCCCAGUGCAAGAUCCUUGUCAUGCUCUUAAUGUCGUUCGGUUCGCGCUUCAACUAGAAGCUCUUGUUGGUUCAUUUCGUGACGCUACCACUGCCGACGUCGCCGUAUGUGUUGGAAUCGACACCGGCUCAGUGUCAGCUGGAGUAGUCGGCGCUUCUAAAUGGCAUUAUGACCUUAUUGGAGUUACCGUAGAUAAUGCGAUUCUACUACAAAGUAACGCACCUGGCCAUGGCGUUUUCGUCACCGAAGAAACCAGACAUUUGAUAGAAGGUCAUUUUGCACUUGAACAUAUGGGCGAGGUCUGGCAUGUUUCUGGAGGAUCACCAGGACCAGAACUCUUCCCGGUGAAUAAAAGAUUCUCAAUGGUUACUGUACCUCAAGGCAUCAAUCGUCUUCUACAAACAUUGUCCACGUUUGUUGAUCCACAACUCAAAACCAUAGGAACUACGAAAAAGAGAAAAGCAAAACAACAAGAUGAAGACGACCAAAAGAAGGAUCCCUCAAGUGACAAAGGCAGUUUUAUGAACUCCUUGUCUCUACAAUUCAAGAAUGCUCGUCUCGAGACAGAGUUCCAUAAAGAAAUGGAUCACUGGUUCAUUCCUGCUUUGGCAAUCAGCAUCUUCUUCCUUGUAGUAUACGGUAUAUAUCACAUGUUGGUCAUGCCUAGGCUAAUCACAAGUCUGGCCCUGAUUGUCGUAGCCCUCACGCUGAUGUUUUUCAUACUAUUGAUGCUUUAUAUUAACUACUUCCAUAGCUUUUCGCAAUUUAUCACUCGCACAUCUCAUGGUCAUUCGCUUACAAUCUUGCUGAUCAUAGCCAUUCUGUUCCUUUGUGGAAUAGUGAAUACGUUCUCCUGUCCUCAACCAGAACAAGCAGACGUCUGCCAGACGAUUCACUUUGCCGCAUUCUCGUUCGCCAUGUGGAUCCUAACCACAGCAGUUUUCAUCCGAUUCUCGUCCGUGUACCUUCUUGGAGUUCUCACUUUUGCGAUCUUCAUCUACACUAUCCAAAUUUUCCUCACACAUCCACCAAUCGGACCACAAGAGUUCACUAUUGAGUUCGAUCUCUGGGUUGGACUAUCAUCGCUGGCAGCACUGGUAUUUCUACACUCGAGAAGAUGCGAAAAACUGAUGAGACUCGACUUUUUGUCUGUUGUGAAGGGAGUCGAAGAAUCAUCGUCAAAAGACCGUUUCCUCUUGCUGAACAGUCAAGUUUUGCUAAAUCUCGUACCUCCCCAUGUGGCUCCAUGGGUGGUGGCGAAAACUGGCGAACAAUGGCACCAUGCUCAUCAUUCAGUUGGUGUUGCCUAUCUAACCGUGUCUGGUUUCAAUCUGUGUGGCGAGCAGGGUUUGAAUGGCCUCAAUUACGUCUUCACAUCUUUUGAUCAGCAACUGAGCAACUUCCGUGGAAUUGAGAAAAUCAAAAGUGCAAAUCGCUUCUACAUCGUGGCAGUUGGCUUACUUCCGGAUGCUGCACAAAAUGUGAACGAAACUCCUUGGACCAUUGGUGAGCUGUUGCACACUUUGGCGCAGUUUCUACUCCAAGCAACCCAGUUUGCAACGGAAAAGGAAUUUCAAGUUCAGAUAGGUGUGGACUGUGGCAGUGCACUGUCAUUAGUAGCUGACACCGAUCAACCUCGUUACGAACUUUGGGGUGAGACUGUUGAACGAGCCCGUAUCCUGAUGCAAAGCGCCAGUCAUGGCAAAACGCUUGUCUCGGAGGAGAUAUUCCUAGCGCUCAGACCAAGAAAUUUGCAUUUCAGCACAAAACCUAUCAAGGUGAUUCCAAAUCUGAACGCUUACAUCCUCUACAGCACGGAGGACAGCACACAACUUGAGAGUAUGCCAAGAGAGGAGCAAGAGCGUCAUACUCAGGGCAUGUUCGAAGCAGCACAGCAGGUUGAGUCCCAGCUGACCUCCUCGAUGGCGUCAUCGUUCUCAUCUGAGCUGCAGUCAAUUGAAGGAGGUGGCGAAACAGACAGCGACAUAGAGUGGAUCACUCCUGAGACGGCUCUAAUGCAUCAGUCAACAUCAUCAUCGUACCAGUUUCGAGAACCCGUCAUUCCACUUCGAAGCAACUAUCGAAUGUCUGACUAUAACCCUUACAGGGAACCAUAUCGAGUACAGGACAUCGUCGAUCAGAGGUUUGUCGACAGCUAUAAGGGUGACCAUGCUGGUCAGUAUUCGGAUUGGUCCGAGCAGGAUAGCAGUAGAGCACCAAGCCGAGGCAGCCAAAAAAAGCGGCGAUGGCGGAGAGGCUCUUCGAAGUCAUCGCUACGACAUCCGUUUUCGUGGAUGAAGCGGGGCAACUCCACCGACUAUGACGAUUCAUUGGCCGAUCCAGCCGAGCGACUCGAAGCAGCAGCGAACAGAGUUGAUCGCAUGCUUCAAGAGCUCAAUGCUUAUGGAGAUUUUGCCGAUGUCAAGCCUCUAGAGUAUCGCCUAUUCCCCACUGCUUAUGGCUCUAUGAAGUCUGUAAACCGAGCCAUGUCAUCCGCUUGUCACACUGAGUACGACAACGCGGAAUCGGAAGCCGCUCUAUCCGAUGUAGAGCAAAAUGCGAAUGGAAAGAGAACUCAAGAGAAAAAACGAAGAAGACGGUGGCGUUCGCGAAAACCCGAAGACGCUGAUGUCGAAUCGCAGUGCAGUAGCGUGGCCAGCAGCAUGGAUCUCGAUCCUCUGCGUUGGAAGUCCGUCCAUUCGAUUGGUUACGAGAACGAAUAUGAGAUGCAAUCUGAUAACGAAGGCUUGGCCAUCGAGGAGAUGAAAGCACUAUCCCGAGACAUUCGAAAGAACUUUGGUGACUUCAAACUGGCCACUUUUGACGAUAUCGACCAGGAUUAACGAUUUGUUCUGGCCCGUUAUUGCAUCUCAACCUUGAAAUCCCAAUGACGCUCAUGAUUUCAACUUUUCUUACGGGUAACUAAAGGAGUGCGCAUGGGUUCGUUUUCGAGAAUGC
Cylicocyclus nassatus is the source of this 3637-nucleotide messenger RNA. NCBI's taxonomy places the organism in Eukaryota, Metazoa, Nematoda, Chromadorea, Rhabditida, Strongylidae. The record is from the annotation of a GenBank genome assembly.